This is a messenger RNA of Raphanus sativus (radish), 1010 nucleotides long. RefSeq names its product auxin-induced in root cultures protein 12. The record is from RefSeq and is a predicted model, not a curated record. Bases 53 to 835 code for a protein of 260 amino acids. The transcript has a single exon. NCBI's taxonomy places the organism in Eukaryota, Viridiplantae, Streptophyta, Magnoliopsida, Brassicales, Brassicaceae.
UGCAUGUCUUAUCAAACACAACACCACCACACACCAGAAACUCAACUUAGCCAUGGCUUCAAACUCUUCUCUUCUUCUCAUCUUAGCCGUUGCUUGCUUGUUCUCACCUGCGAUCUCGCAGAAUUGCUCAACGCAGAACAUACUCUUAGCCGACAGAACUCCCUUCGCGAAUUGCCUGGACCUUCCCUCACUAGAUUCCUACCUCCACUACACAUACAAUGCAACCAACUCAUCUCUCUCCGUCGCUUUCGUCGCCACUCCGUCUCGCUCCGACGGCUGGGUCGCCUGGGCUAUCAACCCGACGAUGACCGGAAUGAACGGUUCUCAGGCCUUCCUCGCCUACAGUCCCGGAGCCGGCGCGGCUCCCGUCGUGAGAUCGUACAACAUCAGCGGCUACGUCCUCAACGAAGGGAGACUCGCCUUCGAGUUCUGGAACCUACGCGCCGAAUCCAUGGCCGGCAACAUGAUCGUGAUUCGCACGUCGGUUAAGGUUCCGCCGGGAGCCGAGAGCGUGAACCAGGUGUGGCAGAUCGGCGGGAAUGUGACCAGCGGUCGUCCUAUGGUGCAUCCUUUCAAUCCGGCGAACUUGGCCUCUAGAGGGGUGUUGAGAUUUGUCGGCUCUGACGCUCCGAGCUCAGCUCCGGGGUCUGCUCCGGGGUCUGUUCCUGGCUCUGCUCAGGGGCCGACCACUCCUGGUGCCUCCACCACUCCUGGUGCCUCGACCACUCCUGGGCAGGCGGCUGGUCCAAGGAGCGCGGGUUCGAUGACGAGUAGCGUAAAUUUCGGGGUCAAUUUUGGAAUUUUGGUUAUGUUGGCUACAGUCUUCAUCUUCUGAGUAUGAUUUCAUUAUCUUUUUACAUUACUUUUUGUAUCCGCAAUAAUGGAGAUUCAUACUGUUUUACUUUCUAGUCUGUAGAGUCAUUUACUCUUUUUUGUUUUCCACCUAUCUCCUCACCCACAUUGUUCUGAGUUGUUAUUGGAUUGUAUGGACCAUUAUAUUUUUAAUUUUA